Molecule: messenger RNA, 1813 nt
Organism: Nomascus leucogenys (northern white-cheeked gibbon)
Lineage: Eukaryota; Metazoa; Chordata; Mammalia; Primates; Hylobatidae
Gene: STX5
Product: syntaxin 5
Biological process (GO): intracellular protein transport; vesicle fusion; endoplasmic reticulum to Golgi vesicle-mediated transport
Cellular component (GO): SNARE complex; endomembrane system; Golgi membrane
Molecular function (GO): SNAP receptor activity; SNARE binding
Source: RefSeq, a predicted model, not a curated record
CAUGGGACCGCCCCCUCGUCACUGGGGGUGGGGUUACGUGUAGGUGACGUGGCCGCUUCCAGUCUUUGGUCGGGUUUCGGCGGCUUCAGUGCUCGGGGAGGAGGCAGUGACGGCUGGGGAGAUUGGAAGUGGCGGCGGCGGCAGGCGGCAGAGGGGAGUCCGAGGUUAUGCGUCUCAAUGAUCCCGCGGAAACGCUACGGGUCUAAGAACACGGAUCAGGGUGUCUACCUGGGUCUCUCAAAGACACAGGUCCUGUCCCCUGCAACUGCUGGCAGUAGCAGCAGCGACAUCGCCCCUCUGCCACCCCCAGUGGCCCUCGUCCCUUCCCCUCCCGACACCAUGUCCUGCCGGGAUCGGACCCAGGAGUUUCUGUCUGCCUGCAAGUCGCUGCAGACCCGUCAGAAUGGAAUCCAGACAAAUAAGCCAGCUUUGCGUGCUGUCCGACAACGCAGUGAAUUCACCCUCAUGGCCAAGCGCAUUGGGAAAGACCUUAGCAACACAUUUGCCAAGCUGGAGAAGCUGACAAUCUUGGCAAAGCGCAAGUCUCUCUUUGAUGAUAAAGCAGUGGAAAUUGAAGAGCUAACAUAUAUCAUCAAACAGGACAUCAAUAGCCUCAACAAACAAAUUGCUCAGCUCCAGGAUUUCGUGAGGGCCAAGGGCAGCCAGAGUGGCCGGCACCUGCAGACCCACUCCAACACCAUUGUGGUCUCCUUGCAGUCGAAACUGGCUUCUAUGUCCAAUGACUUCAAAUCGGUUUUAGAAGUGAGGACAGAGAACCUGAAGCAGCAGAGGAGCCGGAGAGAGCAGUUCUCCCGGGCACCUGUGUCAGCCGUGCCCCUUGCCCCUAACCACCUGGGGGGUGGUGCUGUGGUUUUGGGGGCCGAGUCCCAUGCCUCCAAGGAUGUCGCCAUCGACAUGAUGGACUCUCGGACCAGCCAGCAGCUGCAGCUCAUUGACGAACAGGAUUCCUACAUCCAGAGUCGGGCAGACACCAUGCAGAACAUUGAGUCGACAAUUGUUGAGCUGGGCUCCAUCUUUCAGCAGUUGGCACACAUGGUUAAGGAACAGGAGGAAACCGUUCAGAGGAUCGACGAGAACGUGCUAGGAGCCCAGCUGGACGUUGAGGCCGCCCAUUCAGAGAUCCUCAAGUACUUCCAGUCAGUCACCUCCAACCGGUGGCUCAUGGUCAAAAUCUUCCUCAUCCUCAUUGUCUUCUUCAUCAUCUUUGUGGUCUUCCUUGCUUGAACCCUCUCCACUCUGAGGCACUCUUGGGGUUUGGGACCCUCCUGGGAAGGCAAGUGGCCAGUGCUGCCACUGAGCCUGUGCAGGGUACUUGGGAGAAAGGCCCUGUUUCCCUGGAACUGCUAAGAAUGGCCACUGCCCCUGAUCCCCCACCCCUUGCCUCUGGCCACCCUGUCCUCCCCCCACCACCCUCAGGCCUAUGAAACACACAGGGUUCUAGAUUUGAACUCUGCUAUGAAGUGACUGGAAGGGAGCAGAGGCCAGCUGGGGGCCAGGGGGGGUGGUUGUUUCCACUAGGAGAUUUUUAUAAACCCUCUCCAGCCUCUCCCUAAGGAAGCGUUGGCAGCAAAGGGAGAUGAUGCCCUUACCCACCUUCCUGUGAGUGAAGAGAGGAAGCAGCCCCAGGGACCAAUUUUCCCAAUUGACCUCUUCCUCUUUCACCAUGUGAGGCAGGGAGCCCUGAGCCCUUCAGCUGCCUGCACAACCCCCAACACUGGCUGCUGGUGACUCUCAAUCUGCCAAAUGUGCUGCAGCCCGUUUUCUCCCAAUUACAGCAAGACUGUCAGCCUCA